UUGUUAUUACAUCCAAAUCUAAACAAAUAAAUAAGAUUUUGGUUCCAACAGAGUUCUUUCCCUUACAUAGCCUCACUUCUCUACCUAAAUUUCUCUUCUUCACUACAAGAAAAAAAAAAAAAAAUACUCAUGGCUUUAUCCUUCAAUACUCAUAACCCUGCAGCUUUUACCUUUGGCCUUCUAGGUAACAUUAUCUCCUUCAUUGUGUUCUUGGCUCCUGUACCAACAUUUAUGAGAAUCUGUAAGAAGAAAUCAACAGAAGGGUUUCAAUCAGUUCCAUAUGUGGUAGCACUUUUUAGUGCAAUGUUGUGGUUAUAUUAUGCUUCAUUCAACCCUAAUGAAACCCUUCUCAUUACCAUCAAUUCCGUUGGCUGUCUCAUUGAGACUCUUUACAUUGCCAUCUUCAUUGUUUUUGCUCCCAAACAAAUUCGGGUUUCAACGUUGAGAUUUGUUCUUCUAUUGAACUUUGGAGGGUUUUGCAUAAUUCUACUUGUUACUCACUUCUUAGUGCAUGGAUCUAAUCGAGUGAAGGUUGUUGGAUGGAUUUGUGUGGCCUUUUCUAUCUCUGUCUUUGCAGCUCCACUUACAAUCAUCAGAUUGGUGAUUCGCACAAAGAGCGUGGAGUUCAUGCCGUUUUAUUUGUCGUUUUUCCUCACACUCAGUGCAACCUCAUGGCUUCUUUACGGUGUAUUUCUCAAAGACAUCUAUAUUGCGCUUCCAAAUAUCCCGGGAUUCAUGUUUGGGAUAGCUCAAAUGAUCUUGUAUUUAAUCUACAAGAGGCAUGAAACAGCAAUAGCGAUGCAGCUACCAGAACAUAGUACAGAUGUUGUAAUGAUUAGCGCCGCCACAAACUCUGACAAACAGAAACAAGAUUGUUCUCAGCUACCAUCUAAUAACAAUUCUGUUGGAUCCGCCAUUGAUCAAGUAACGAUAACAACCAACGCAACUGAACUCAACAAAAAAUUGGAAGUCAACCACCAAAUUACAGAUCAACUUAAUCAUGUUUAACUAUAUAUAUAUAUAUAUAUAUUCUCUUCUAAUUAACCUUUUUUGUUUUUUAAUUGACUCCUGCCUUCUUUCUUUUAGAAUCUAUCAAGCUGUUGUUCAAGUUUGUCUUUGAUUUUUGGUCUUUGGUGUAUGUACUUGCUCAACUUCUCUCUAAGCUACCACGUAAAUCGUGUAUGAUAGCUAGAGAGAUUAGUGAAAGUGAUUAUGGUUCGUGCUUAAUUAAGUAGGAAUUUUGUAUUAAUUUAAAACUU
Benincasa hispida (wax gourd) is the source of this 1259-nucleotide messenger RNA. RefSeq names its product bidirectional sugar transporter SWEET12-like. Gene Ontology annotation, cellular component: membrane. Gene Ontology annotation, molecular function: sugar transmembrane transporter activity. Gene Ontology annotation, biological process: carbohydrate transport. The record is from RefSeq and is a predicted model, not a curated record. NCBI's taxonomy places the organism in Eukaryota, Viridiplantae, Streptophyta, Magnoliopsida, Cucurbitales, Cucurbitaceae.